Messenger RNA from Cheilinus undulatus (humphead wrasse), 1867 nucleotides. RefSeq names its product B cell receptor associated protein 29 (gene bcap29). Lineage: Eukaryota; Metazoa; Chordata; Actinopteri; Labriformes; Labridae. Gene Ontology annotation, cellular component: endoplasmic reticulum membrane; endoplasmic reticulum. The record is from RefSeq and is a predicted model, not a curated record. The coding region runs from base 119 to 835 and encodes 238 amino acids. Gene Ontology annotation, biological process: intracellular protein transport; endoplasmic reticulum to Golgi vesicle-mediated transport. The transcript has 8 exons.
ACCCAAGAUGCUAUACCCGGAAGAACGUAAAAGAGCGGACAAACUUUGCUCUGCUUGAUGUUACAAGUUUACCAAAGUUAAUCUUUAUUUCCCAGUGUUGUUGGAACCUUAACCAGACAUGGGGCUGCAGUGGACCGCUGUAGCCAUCUUUCUCUAUGUGGAGAUUGGCAUUCUUGUCCUCCUCUGUUUACCCUUCAUUUCAGCCAAAAGGUGGCAGCGUCUUUUCCAGCUGAGGAUUUGGGGCUUUAUGUCGAGGUUCUGGAACAAAGUGUUUCUCACAAUGAUCAUCAUACUGAUUGUUCUCUUUCUCGAUGCUGUGCGAGAAGUGAGGAAAUACUCAUCUAAAGAAGUGGGCGCAGAUGCCAAGCUGCAACCCAACAUGUUUGAUCACCUGCACAUGAAGCUGUUCAGAGCCCAGAGGAACCUCUACAUCUCUGGCUUUGCUGUCUUCCUCUGGCUGGUUAUGAAGCGAGUGGUCACCUUGAUUAACCAACUGGCAUCAGUGUCUGCGAAUACAGUUGCUCUCCAGGGACAGGCUGACAACGCUAACCAGACUGCUAAGAAAUGCAUGGAGGACAAUGAGAUGCUGAAAAAGGCUCUGAUGGAAGGGAAAGGAGAUAAGGCUACAGCAGAGGGCAUGGAGCUGCUGAGGAAGGAAGUGGAGAAACUACAAGUAGAACUGAAGAGCUCAGGAGAAGCCCUGAAGAAGUCAGAAUCUGAGGCUGAUGUAAUGAGGAAGCAGAUGGAAGGGCUGGCCAGAGAGUAUGACCGACUGUUGAAAGAACAUCAGGAGCUCCAGAAUCUUCAAGACAGUGGAAACAAAAAGGAGGACUAAUCGACCAGAAAACCUUUUCUCAAAGGUCACAUGGCAGCACAUUUUUCCCUCACAUAUCACCUUGUGUCACAGUUGUGCACAUCACAUCACCAGGACAGGCUCCUGAGGUUAUAUGAGUAAUGGUUUUAAGGUUUUCUGUUGCUGCUUGGCACAGCAUGAUAAAGACGACCGUUUUUUAAGUAAUGCUGCAGAUUGAUUAAAGGCAUUUAAAGAGAAAACAGGUCUGAUUGCACAGCACUUAAAUCUUUGCAGGUGGGAUCGGUGUUAUUGGUUUGCGGCACUUGUCUUAGUUUGGAGUGCAGGAUUUGUCUCAAGCUGAAGAACUGAGUUUUGAAAGAACAUCUAUGAAUGUAUUUUGAUACUUUGUUUUUUUAUUACUGUAUGCGGAAACCUGCCACACCCACUUCCAGCUUAGCAACAGUAUGUAAAUUCAGAGUGUGCUUACAGGGCUGUGCAAAUACAGUUUGCAUGUACAGUUUCACAUACACGUAACAUUUGUUGUAUUCCACCUGAUGAAUUUUUUUAACCAGAGUAGGGAUGGUGAAAGAUGAGGUUGACAUUUUUAGAUAAUUUAAGUUUGUUUUGUCUUUUGGUAAUUAAUUUGUGGUUUGAUAAAGAAAUCUGCAGGGUUAGUCUUAAUAUUUAACACAUAAAAGAGGUGGAAGGAGUUCAAAUAGGUCUUAUUUGUGUUUCUGGGCCACACAAUUUCCAGCAUUGUUGUCUGUUUGCUGCACUGUUUAAAACAUUCAUUUUUAGGAUGUUUGGAGAGAUAUGUGUCAUGAAAAGAGGCUGCUUAAUUUUUACAUUUCCAUUAUUCAAAAAUCUUGUUGCUGUUAAAGCAAGGAGAAGCUUACAACCGCCAAAUGCUUCCAUGUCUCUUUCUUAAUUCCAAGUUAAACAGUUAUUAUGUUCACCAUAGUUAAUGUGGUCAUAAAAUGUUUUUUUUAACCUUUGUGUUCCUACACAGAUAAAGAUUGAAGUGCCUUUUGGGUGGAUGUAGUUCUGUUCGUCAAAUAAAGGUUCAUUUCUUUA